GGUGCACUGGAUCAAGCCCAGGUGGGCUGUAGGAGGCCUUAUCUCUGAAACAAUUGUACUCACAGUUCAAAGGUCACCUUUACGUAGCUGACUAAUAUGAGAGUAGUGCGGCAGAGUCUCUCCUGCUGUGCAGUUCACAAGUGGAAAUGUGGUGCUGAGGGCAGUCACAUCACCGGCACCUCGUGAGCUGACCGUGAGCCAAAGAGCCCCAGUGACCAGCUCUGGCCGUCCUGACAAGCAGCUGGAUACGGGAAAAGUAAAUUCACAAUGAACUGCCUUCUUCAGUUCUUCUUUACUCCACUCCCCACUCCUGCCAUUGUUGCCCUCUUCUCCUUUGGAGCUUUGGUCUUAUUGUGGCUACUCACCCAACCCAAGCCAGUGCGACCGCCUGUGGACCUCCAGAGACAAUCCGUAGGAACGAAGGAUGGUGCAAGGAGAAGUGCACUGCUGAAGAGUGACAGCCUAAUGGCGUACUACUACGAUGAUGCCAGGACGUUGUACGAAGUUUUCCAGAGAGGACUGCAUGUAUCCGGCAAUGGCCCUUGUUUGGGUUACAGGAAGCCCAAGCAGCCUUACCAGUGGUUGACAUACAAGCAGGUAUCAAACAAAGCAGAAUUUCUGGGAUCUGCACUUUUACAUCGAGGACUGAAGCCAGCUGCAAACCAAUUCAUUGGCAUCUUCGCCCAGAAUAGACCAGAGUGGAUUAUUUCAGAGCUCGCAUGUUACACCUACUCCAUGGUGGCUGUUCCCCUGUACGACACUUUGGGACCUGAAGCUCUGGUGUUUAUAAUUAAAAAAGCCGAGAUUUCCACUGUGAUCUGUGACAAGCCUGAUAAAGCCGAAAUUCUUUUGUCAAACAGUGAGAAAGGCCUGACUCCUGUGCUCAACACCAUCAUUCUGAUGGAUUCGUUUGAAUCAGAACUGAAGGAACGAGGAGCAAAGUGCAGCGUGGAAAUCUUGUCAAUGCAGGAAACAGAGGAACUAGGGAAGAACAACUUAAGAAAACCAAUUCCCCCAAAACCAGAAGACCUUAGUAUUGUAUGUUUCACAAGUGGCACCACAGGAGACCCUAAAGGAGCCAUGCUAACACAUGAAAAUGUCGUUGCAGAUGCAGCCGGUUUCAUUAAAAGCCUUGAGAGCACAUUCUCCCCAGUUCCGGAUGAUGUCACUAUCUCCUACCUACCCCUGGCACAUAUGUUUGAAAGAGUAGUCCAGACUGUGUUAUACAGCAAUGGAGCAAGGGUGGGAUUUUUCCAAGGAGAUGUCCGGCUGUUGACAGAUGACAUGAAGGCUCUGAAGCCAACAGUGUUCCCUGUGGUUCCUCGAAUUCUCAACAGGGUAUAUGACAAGAUACAAAGUGGAGCCCAAACUCCUUUUCAAAAGAGGAUUCUCAACUUUGCUGCCAGGAUGAAACAUGCAGAGGUCAAGAAGGGAAUAAUCAGAAACAACAGCAUAUGGGAUAAAUUGAUCUUCCAAAAAGUGCAGCUCACCAUGGGUGGAUGUGUUCGAGUGAUGGUCACUGGGGCAGCUCCAAUCUCACCACCAGUUCUCAGCUUCCUCAGAGCUGCUCUAGGAUGCCAGAUUUUUGAGGCAUAUGGCCAGACCGAAUGCACUGCUGGUUGUACUUUUACAAUGGCAGGAGAUUGGACAGCUGGACAUGUUGGGGUUCCAAUCUCAUGCAACAUUGUAAAGCUAGUUGAUGUGGAAGAGAUGAACUAUUUUGCUUCAAACGGAGAAGGAGAGGUCUGCAUUAAAGGCAAAAACGUGUUCAUUGGCUAUCUGAAAGAUCAGGAGAAAACUUCAGAGGCUCUGGAUGAAGAUGGUUGGCUGCAUACAGGAGACAUCGGGAAGUGGCUACCUAGCGGAACACUAAAAAUCAUUGACAGAAAAAAGAAUAUCUUCAAGCUAGCGCAAGGAGAGUACAUUGCCCCAGAAAAAAUUGAAAAUGUCUACAUAAGAAGUGGUCCUGUUGCUCAGGUCUUUGUACAUGGGGAAAGUUUGCAGUCCUGCCUGAUAGGUAUUGUGGUACCUGAUCCAGAAACGCUUCCUGAUUUUGCAGCCAAACUAGGAAUUCAAGGAAGUUAUGAAGAUCUCUGCAAGAAUGCAGAAGUUAAGAAAGCAAUACUUGAAGAUAUGCUCAAGCUGGGGAAAGCAGCAGGUUUAAAAACAUUUGAACAAGUUAAGGACUUGUAUAUUCAUCCAGAGCAAUUCACCAUUGAAAAUGGACUUUUGACACCAACUCUAAAAGCGAAGAGAGCAGAGCUGUCCAAAUUCUUCAAACUUCAAAUUGACAGCCUUUAUGCAAGUCUUCACUGAAAUCCUCAAAUCCACCCACCUUCUUGUAUACUCUACUGUGGAAAAGUUUAAAGUUUCUUCAUGUUUUCACUACACUGUGAAUUGUUUUACGAUGAACUAUAUAAGCAUUUUGUACCGAU
Polypterus senegalus (gray bichir) is the source of this 2435-nucleotide messenger RNA. RefSeq names its product acyl-CoA synthetase long chain family member 5 (gene acsl5). Gene Ontology annotation, molecular function: arachidonate-CoA ligase activity. NCBI's taxonomy places the organism in Eukaryota, Metazoa, Chordata, Cladistia, Polypteriformes, Polypteridae. Bases 268 to 2316 code for a protein of 682 amino acids. The record is from RefSeq and is a predicted model, not a curated record. Gene Ontology annotation, biological process: long-chain fatty acid metabolic process. The transcript is spliced from 21 exons. Gene Ontology annotation, cellular component: membrane; mitochondrion; endoplasmic reticulum.